Molecule: messenger RNA, 12703 nt
Organism: Amoebophrya sp. A25
Lineage: Eukaryota; Dinophyceae; Syndiniales; Amoebophryaceae
Source: the annotation of a GenBank genome assembly
UGUCUCAUAAAAACUCGUCUUUGUUCAAUGUCACUAGCACGGCAGCUUUUUUAUACCUCUAAUUAUUUCACAUCAUACAAGAACAAAAACAAUACGAAGGAAUACCUAAUAAUCAUCAAGAUCAUCAUAUUCAUAUUAACCAUCGUCGUUUCUUACUACUAAAAAAAACUAAAAUUCGUCGUCCCUCAUUCCUCACCCUUACUAACAACCAAGUGGCAACCAACCAUAAAUGUAUAAUAUUUAGCCACGUCGGCGAUCAAUCAACAUGAUUCAACAAAAGCAAGCGGCUACGACGUGCCGGCGCCGCCGGCGACGGCCUGCAAGUAAUGAAGUGCUCGAGGAGGAUCGCGAGGUAGUCGCGAGCCUCGAGCAGAUUGGGGGACCGUGCCUCGCUGUCAAUUUCGCUGCUGCUUUAAAGUUAAGGAGAAAAAGACUCGACCAGGUUGCGCCACGAUAUUAGUAGCCCACUACACCUUGCGCGCUCUGCUGAUUCGUCUGCGUAGUUGGGUAAAACAGGCAACUCAUUUGCGCUUAUCAUACGGGCGGAGAAGUAAGAGCCCAUUGAUAGCAGGUGCAUGUCUUUACUCGGAAGAAGGUCAUGCUUCUGUAAUUUCUCAGCAUUGUCUCUAUCUAGUGCCAUGAGAUCAAAAGUGCUCUCAUCUGCGCAUAAUAUAAACCCUAAGUACUAAGUCUCAAUACAAGUGCAACUAACUCUAAAACCUAAAUGCAAAUUCUACAUAUUUAUUGAGCCUGUAGCUGUGAAGCACAACCAGACAAUCAUCUCGACUCUCCUACACGCUCUAACAAGACUUCCUGUCUUCUGCAAUUAUGUGAAGAACAAUCAGGGAAUAUCAGCCCUGUCGCCGUACUUCAUCAAGCCUCCAAGACGGUACUUGGGGUGUGGUCCUGACCUGAACCUGAGGGCCUUCAAGGCUUUCGCGCAACGAGAAAUGGACUGCAUACAUGAAACUGGCGAGGAGGAAAGUAAGAACGAGAAGCGCCAGAAUAAUUGGGAAGAAAAAUUUGGUACAACCACUCAACUACAACACCAUGCUGAAGAUAUUAUACUUACUAUGCAUAGGCACUUACUACUCAUGCAUAGAGACAUUAAUGCUAGUAUACCACAGAAUGGUCGGGAUGAUAGUCAAGCAAGGAGUCCAUCAAUCAGAAUGCUUCUACUUGCUAGUUGGAUGGUGCUUUUUUCCACAUUCACUACAGGUUCUGCGCGACUACUCGACAUCGACGGCAACGAGGAGGCUUUGGAAGAGAUUCGGCUAUUACUUGACGCCAUCCCCGAGGAAAAGCUUCAAGACUGCGCGAAGAUCAAGGCUCGCGUCUGUGCAAGGGAGGAAGCCCUGCAGAAGAAUAAUAAGGCUGCUCUGUUUCUUUUCUACAUUUAAGUCUCAAAGAAACUGUUGUUCGUGCAAAUUUUUUAUGUUGUUGUUACCGAUGGUGAUCAUGAUGCUGCUCGUGCUCUCUCAACUUUUGCUUUAGUCGACGGGCACAUGCGUAAUUGAAGGCCGCCUAGUAGAAUAUAGCUUAUACCCACUUCGUUCCAGAAAUUGGAGGCAGCUCAAUAUGUUGGACGAGUUCUGAUUUCAGUCUCCUUAUCGAAUCAACAUGAAGUCCCAUAUUUCGUGUCCCGUAGAAGAUCUAGUUCUAGAAAAAGUGCUUACGCUUAGCAUUAUAAAUAUUUGUCUUUCUAACAGUGAGACUCUGCCGGAGGCCGAUAAAGAUUUUCGGCGAAGCGAUGACGAUUAAGGGCGCCCGCUUAUUUCUAUCCACUUUCUUGUAGCAUUCAUUUGACGCAAAGGGAGUAUAUCAAACCGGUUUCAUGGGUUUUAAGCUCUACCUCUAGUUGUUCAACUAAGUUUGUGCUCGCUCAACAUUUUCUAAGAAAAGCGCACUGCGAUCAUCUUCGACCGUCAAGUCCGACUUGCUCAACAAAUCUUAAGGAGCAGAGUUGUCCCAUCAAAGAUCCUGAUCGCAAACGAGCGCGAUCGAAGCGAUGGCAGGACUCGACUCUCCCGCAUCGUUCGCAAAAUGGUCGAGGAGCAGCAAGAACGUGCGCAGCAGGCUCCCGAAACCGCAAAGGAACUCGACGUGGAGACUCAGCGAAGCAUAACGGACAGUCUUACGACAACGACUGCCGGGAACAGGGAGCAAUUUGUCAUAGCGGAUAGUCCUACGAGUACGACUGCUGAGCCGGCGGCUUCGGAGUCUUCCGCCAAAAAAGAGGUGGCUCGUGUUGAGAAGGUGCAAGGCGCUGGUGCGGAAAAUGAAGAAAAGGACGAUAGGAAACUACAUGAUCUAGCGCUCGUUGGUAACAUCAAGGGAGACGAUAACACGACGCAAAGGUCGUCAGGUACACCGAUGACCAAGGCACCCGCUCGGCCUCUAGCUUUUGCUGUGAGCAUUCCGAAGGGCGCAGCCCCGCGCCGGGAGAAAAAAACGCAGACGAAGAAGACUACUGCUCUUGCCAAGGAUGGAGACUCUCUCAACGACGAGAGUGAAGAUGAAGACCACGCGCAACACCAUGAUCUCGACGAUGCUGAGACAGAAGACGUUUUAUUUGAUUUUGCGAAGAAGAACCACGAAAAGGCGUCUAGUGCGUACACAGCUCUGAACCCCUCGCCAUAUGAAGCAGUUCCUCCUCGCAGACUGAAGUUGAUGUCGACGGGUGACGUCUUCAAUUAAGGCAUACUGCGUUUGAGUAGAUGUUUUUUGCCCCUAGAACUUAAAUGGUAGAAGCGCACAAUAUCUAGAAUAUUGAUUGUUGAGUUUGUUUGACUAGGAUUUAGCUCCUUCUAGAUGAACUAAAGUGAUGAAAGCGUCUUCGAGAUGAACCUGACUGAUGAAAUCAAGGGUGAUCAUGAUAAUGUCUUCGUCGAAAAGCGUAGUCCCCUAAAUAUUUAUCUGACGAAACAAGAACUUGAUGAACUUUUUUGGCUACUCAGAAUUAGAUGAUCCUCAUCUUCUUCUAAUAUGGUUUCUUCUGGUUACAUCACGACUUCGGCGAUCGCGUUUGGUAUGUUACGGACCUCGUUGAUCGCGGUGAGCUGCACAAGCGUUUGGAUAUGUGCUCGGAAGAUCUCUUUCAGCAGCCACUAGGGAAGGCCCUCUCUCGGAUUCAACUUGGAACCAGCAACACGUUUGAGUCGGGCGUCUGGGUCCUCGGCAAAAACAUCCAUAUUGUGGACGACCUGAUGGGCAAAGAUGGGCACGGGAAAAUGGUACUUUCUUGCACUCAUAUUUUUUUUUGUUGAUGAUUUGCAUUUGUUUUUUUGCUUUACAGUGACCUUAUUAUUCGAUGUAGCGAGCACCUAAUACUCUCUUCUUUACAAUCCUCAUUUUUUUUUUAAGUUGCUCGUCCACGGCAUAAAUAGAUGCGUCAGAAGCUUAAGUAGACUAAACGUGUUUGUUACUAGGGACCCUGGGUUCAUAAUUAGUUUUUGUUUAUUUUUGACUUGUGACAAGAAAAAAUAGUCAAAUUUUACUUUUUCUCCGUGUAGCCUUCUUCCUAUGUUGUAUACGCUCCUAUGAUUCUCAGAACCCACUGACCGAUGGGAACGGUUGGGCCAACUACGCUUGCGUGGCUUUGCUAGAAGAGAAGCUUCGGGAGCGUCCGAGCACUGCGGUUAAUCUAGGUGCUUCGACAAAAGUGCAGCUGAUUCAAUGUCGAAUCGCCGCAGCGAAGCUAACCCUCCAAUUCGAAGAAGACGCGGACGAGGUGGCGCGCCUGCACAAUGCGGAUGAUGGCGAGGAUCAGCAUCGUGAUGGCGGCAAAAAGGCGCCCCCGUCGUGGGAUGAUGGCGACUAUGAAGAUGGUGACAAAAAUAGGUCCUCGUCGUGGCAUGAUAAAAGCGGCAAGAAGUGGUCGGGUGAUGAAGAUAAAGACGAGGAUGAGAUGAACAGUGGCGACGCCAAGCGGGAGAAGGGGCAGGAGGAUGGUAGGCCAAAUCAGAACCACGACAACGAAAAAGACGGCAGCAAGUGGGAUAACAAAGCGACCGACGCCUCUUCGCAGUCGUGGCAUAAGCAAGCAUGGAGCAAGCCCAUCAAAAAAAAUCCCUGGUGGGAGAAAAAGGGCAACAACAAAGACUGGGUUAACAAGGGAAACGACGAACACAAGUGGUGGGGGAAGGACGAUAACAACAAGUGGUCGUGGGACAAAAAGGACAAAAUUCAGUGGUUGGAGAAGAAAAAAAAGAACAAGGAAUGGUGGAGCGGCAAGAGCUGGGAUGAUAACAAAGCCUCGAACAGCAAAAGCCAGCGGAACACCGACGAGCAGGAUGGCUACGGCAAGGAUUGGCACAGCAGCGAAAGCAAUACGCUAGUUGAGAAAAGUGGGAAGAUGGUGCACAGUCACGACUGGGAAAGCCAGAAUUCUAACAAAGAGGCAGAACUAUGGUGCAGCAACAAGGACAAGCAGGAUUUUCACACUUCUGAUGGCGAUGAAGCGGAGCGUAGUGGAGAGCUACACCAGCCUUCUUCCCCUUCUUAUAGUUCGUCGAGCGGCAACAAAAACUGGUGGAGCUGGGGCAGCAAGCAGGAGUCUUCUUCUUCUAGUUUUUCUAGCAACAAUAAAGAUUCUUGGCGGAAUUGGGGAGGACAGGAUUCUUCUUCUUCUAGUUCUUCUUCUAGCAAGUACAAUAAACACUGGUGGGGCUGGGGCAAGCAGGAGGACUGCUCCCUUCCUUCUUCUAGUUCUCACAACGACAAAAACUCCUGGUGGCAGGAUGCCUGCGAGACCAUGGACGAAGUAGAAGGAAAGACUGGCAAUGCAGCUGAGAAGCAAGAAGAGGGGACAUCUGUUGAUGAUGUGGAGGACAAGAAGGCCAGCAAGCACGGCGAGUCAGAAGACCAAAACGAUUACUCCUCUCCAAAGAGCGACGGCGCGGCUGCAUCUCCUGCUCCUCCUCCCUCGUCUUCUUCCAAAGGUAACACCAAAUGCGACGAAUACUUCUCACCGAGCCAGCACAGAAACUCUUUCGGUGACCAACAAAGCCAGAAGUGCGCAACCAGUUGCGAACGCGACAGGCAAUCCUGUGAACAAGGAAAUAACGUAGCAUCAAAUGGCUUUCAUGCGCCCGCUUCUACUCCGUCUAUGAGCACCAUGAAGGGGGACGACGACGCGCUGCAAAGGUCAGGCAACAAGCGCUCUCGCUCUGUUGAAGAUAUGGCUGACUGUGCGGAAGCUAAGCGACAGAAGACUGACGCACCACCACAGAAUCGUGACACGACAGCGGAGGCGACUACAGUAAUCGACGGAAGGUCUAUUGCUGGGCAAGACGCUAAUCAUGCCCCCGAAGAAGAUCUUUCUCAAAAUCACGGCGCCGACAAACCUGACAACGAUUGGAAUUAUUACAAGAACAGCUGGAGCGACUGGGAUAUCGAUAAAGACAAGUCGAAGCAGAACUGGAGCUACCAUAAAGACGGAAACUCCUCGAAAAAAGGCUCGUGGAAUAUGGGUGAAGACGACUCCUCUCAACAGUGGGAUGACCAAAAAUGCUCCUGGUCGGACUCGGAUUGGAAGAAGGGAGAAGAGGACGAGGACAAGAAGGACAGCUACAAGAUGGAAGACGUGGAGGUCUACAUCCCCAAAAGCGCGCUCAAAUGGAAAGGGGCAAUCGUGGAGGAUGUACUAUCUAUGAUGAGGAAUUAGCUCCUUUUGUAUUUCUUUGCUUGCUCCUGAUUGUGAUAGAAGUGCCACCGGCUUGUAUUUCUAUGUGGAGUAUUUGAGUGGCAACAACUAUUAGAAGGCUGCCGCGUGCAUAAAUACUUGAUGUAGUUCUAAAUUAAAAUGCAGCUGUCGUCAUCUUGUUGUUCAUCUUUUUCAAUAGCACUUUGAAAUCAGCUCUAGCCGGAUGCUUACCCUUCUCUGCAGCUAAGAUUUCUGAGUUUUUCGCAUGUUCCAGAAUUAUUGCCUAUUAACAUGCUGGCGAAAGUAUGUCUAUGUGACUUAAGGUGAAGACGCUAGCUAUUUAGUAUAUCUUCUAGUACAACAAUUCCGACAGCGCUGGUAUCCGAUCGAGAUCUGCGAUGGAAAAAUCUGGACUGAUCGGCCUUCUGGACAUAAGUCGAAAGCCUUCCUCAAUACCGAGCUGCUGCCCAUAUUGGAACAUGGUUGUUGCGUUGAGCCUGCAAGUGCUAAUGAGACCGAGUGCGACCGCUUCAAACGACGCGAGCGGUUUUUCCCCAUUCUCGACGUGCUCCGGAAGGAGCACCUUCGGGUUAUCCUGGAGCACAUCGCAGGCAAGUGUGGAGACGAGUCGACGCGCAUCCCCUUCGCUUAAGGCUUCUAAUGAGGAUGAUACAAGUUCGCUCUUUCUUACUCUUACAGAAAAGAUUAAGAUUAAGUAGAGACUAAGGACUGAGUACUUAAUACUCUGCGAAUUAUACGCUUGGUUCGUCUUUCAUUGUAAACGCACUCAGUGAGACUGAGUUAUCUGUACUAGUCCAGCUAUUGUUACCACCUCAUCUAUUCAGUAUGAAAAAACUUCUGGCUCUGUCUUCGUGGAGAUGAGGUCCUCGAGCUUGGGCUCUAAUUUGAUGACGCGGCAAAGCAGUUGGUGUUAUGGCAAAAGCUCUGUACUCACAUUGCAUCUCUUUAUAUUAUAAUCAAUUUGUUGUAUUUGACUCGCUUUUCUAGGAGAAUGAUGAUGAUCUCUGAUCAUGAAAUAAUGCGUCAGUUGUUUUUAGAUUAGGUGAAAAGUGUUGACUUCGUUGGAUUCUGGAGGUCCUGUCUAUGAUCCGUCUACUAGCAUAUUGUCGCUACUUUGUCGAUUAAAUGUACAGUAAAGUCUACUGCUGUUGUUUGACUGUAAUUCAUUGUCUAACUUUGCCUGAGGACUACCGGCUGCCACGUGCCAAGACUGCCUCGACAUCUACUGGCAACGAGCAACAGAAAUCUGCCGGCGAUUACGAGUAUGGGGAAUACGGCAACAAAGACGCGGCGCACUUGACUCGAUGUUCGAAGUGUUCGAAAUGGCGCGCAGUCGACGCGCUCGACCACAAGUUAUUGGAGGAUGUUCGAAAUGUGACGGGCAAGCAGCCCAAAAUCCAGUGCUCAAACUUCGUGUGUGACUCGUUGGAGCGUACCGCAGCAGGGGAGACGUCCACCCCUUCUUCGUGUGCUGGUGGGGAGCGAAAUGCUGUACUAGAGCAGAAAUUCGACAUGGCGCUCGUGCCCACAUCUAGCAGCUCGUCUUCAUCCUCGGCUUCCAAUAAUGACAAACAGAACGUUGCCGUUAAUCUGCUCGAGCUGCAGCAGGGCACCGCGCAAGAAGAGACGCCGCUGUCAUGCGCAACCGAGUGUGACUACAAAAGCCAUUUCGGUGGCGCCCGCCUCCUUCGCAGAACCAUCCGACGAGGGUUCGACGCGAAGGUCAAAGCCGAAACAGACAAGAGACUCGCUUCAUGCAAAAGCUCCCUCAUGCUCAGCAUCAGAAAAGUCGGAGAGGAGGGCGACGAGGAUGACGCAGCUAGUAACGCAGGUAGCGCGUGCUCGCUUGCGAGUGUGUUGCCAGAGGAGCAGCAUAAUGUAGGGCGAAUAGAAGUGCGCGCUUGUGGUUCAUCUGAGGUUGACGCGAAUGAGGCAGUUGUCAGCGAAAAUGUCAACAACGACCCGGCUGGCAAGGACCACGAAGAUGAAAAGCAACAGGAUAAAAGCACAAACAAGUGGUCGCGGUCGGGGUGGGCUAACAACGAACAGAAGGAGGAAGAAGAGGAAGAUGAUGUUCCUCGUGGUCUUUCUGGUAUUCGUGCUGCAGAUCUGAGAAAGCUCGAGACAUCGGAGCCUCACAUGUUUCACUUACAAGCUGAUCGGCUUGCAGGCGUCGUAAAAAAGCUUACUGAGAAGCUCGACAUCGAAAUUCCCGACAGUUGUCGUCAUCCGAUGGUGCCUGACUGGACCGGCACACUCAAAGAAGGCCAAGCUGUCACCUGCCGAGUCACAAAGAAUGGGGAGCCUGAAUAUCUGGAAGGCACUCAGACCCAUUCCAAAUGAUUUCGAUUUGUUUUCGUCAUUAUCUUGUCCAUGAGUAUCCUCAACAUUCACAUGAUCUGACUUUGAAUUCGCUGACUUGCUAGUCGACGUGGUUCGUUAUUUAUCGCAUUGCGACGCAUCUAGAGGUGGAACACAAAGGUAUACUUGUAUUUGUGGAUGGAGCUUGAUCUAGUUCAUCUACUAGUGAUUGCUUUUCCAUCACUUCUAUAUAAUUUCGUGUCGACAUAAUCUCAGGCCCCGCACUUUUUGUGCGAACGCCGUGCCUGGAGCGCAGCGAUGUGCAAAAAAUGGAAAACGUGAAGCCUCCAGCGGCGUUGCGACGUUUUCGCAACAAUGGGCUGAUCGUGUUACCCGCAGACGAAACAGCCAUGCAGCGAGCAGCGGCGCAGGCUCUCAGUGGUGGCGAUUAUGACGGAGAUGAAGCGUUGGUGAUCGGGUGGAAGCACUUGGUGAAGCUGUUCGUCUCCUCCGAACCCGAUUACCGGAACAUCUUCGAAAUGAUACGUAACCAGCAAUGGGGCAUGCCGAAGAAUGCCGAUGCGGAGAGCCGACGUUCAGAGACCUUGGCAGACAUUUUGACUACGUCGACAAGAACCGCUGGUGCCUGCGAGCGCCUAUCGGAUGACGAUUUCGAGCGGCUGCGGCUUGCUUCAUCGAAGUACUUAGGCCUCUCGGGUGCGAAAGGGCAGUACACGAACGAGUGGUAUAAGUAUGCGGCUCAGCUCGGCCUCCAAGAUGCUCGAACCAAAGUCGUCGCGAAGUUAGGUCAUGAAGCGAUGGAUCUCGCGAAGAACAAUCGACCAGCCUCGGAGCUUGCGAAUAUCUUCGCUUGGGCAAAGGAGAACGCCAGCACUGUGAUCGACUCUGACCGCAAGGAGCGGGAGGCGGGUGCAACUUCAUUGAGCGCGGCCGUCAUGGAUACGAACGCUGUGGAAGCAACUACUCGAUCUCGAACUCUUGCACAAGAAGACCCGAGUGCUGUUGCAGAAGAUGAGGCUGCUAUGCCUACGCGCGAUGAGACAAUAAAGGACGUCUUCAUAGAAGAAGCGGCACUGCAGCAGAGCAAGACAAGAACGUCCACCAGAAAGAGGGCACACCCAAGCCUGCGGCGGGCUGCUAAGAAAAUCGACGCGGUGAGGCAGGGGAAGCUUAACAAGGUCACGCUAUCGCGUGUACCAUGGCGCAGUGACAGCGGCAGCAUCACUUAUCUAAAAACUGUGGCACCAUUGGUGUACAAGCGCCUCCAAGUCGAGCGGAAGGCUAAGUCUGCUGCACAACGCAAGCAGGACCAAAGUAGAGGUCGAGGAGAAGGAGCUGCGGACGCUCGAGCCCGAGGAGAAGCCGCGACGAAACACCAGCGAAAGCCAAAAGCUAAGGCAGUCGGAAGGGCCAGAGGUAGUGGCAAGAAGAAGAGUGGGGCGUUGUUAGUGCUCGAAGACGCUUCCGCGUUCGAAGACGCAGACGCACUUGCGGAGCCCGCUCCUGAGCUUUCUGCGAAGCGUCUUAAGAAAGCUCCAGCACCGGGGCCGGAGAGCUCAGCCGAAAACCCGAGAGGACUUCGAGAAGAGCCACCUGCGGAAGAGAUAUCUGCGGUGGCAGUCGCUCCGCUGGAACGAGACGAGGGUGGUCAACUUGUCGAGGCCAAGGUGGAAGAAAACAAGCAAAAAGCAAGGCGGCGAGAGGACUUCGCAACCGAUAUCAAAGCCGAAGGCACGAAGGUGUGGUUCGUCGGAAAGCGUGGCGGACGCGCACAAGGCCCCGAGCUGCGAGCAUGCCACGCCUUGCAUGCAUUACUUCAAGGGCUAGUGGCUGUGGCAAAGAGUCGAGCAAUCUUCGCGCUUGCUGGGAGCCCUCUGCUAAGCGAUCACACGAGAAGGCCGGGCGGGGUCUUCAAGCUUGUGCCCGCCAGGGGAAAAGGGGACCAGGAGCAGGACCAGGCGACCACUAGAACCGGGCACGCGGACGGAAAGCGAGCAGCGGCAGAGGGUGGCUGGUUUGAGGUGCUUGGCCGUCCUGGUCUCAGGAUGCAGAAUCUCAAUACGCUCGAGCGUGCCAUAGCGGAGGCGCCUCGAGAUGUAUUGCGCCCGCGCUUGCGGAUGAUCUUGCGGAAGGUCUCCCACCUUGUGGCGUUUGAAGAUUACACCGAUGAAGGUACUUACCUCCUGGCGUAUUGGCGUCCUCUCUUGGACCGUGUAAACCGCUGCGCCACGCGCCGCUGGCUAGCAUACCGAGAACAGCAAGCGGCUUACUUCAAGGCAAACAGAUUGCGCAUCAGAGAGAUGGGCUACGCGUCUUUCUGCUUCGUCGACCCGUUCGCAGAUAAGCGGGGCGAAGUUUUUUCGAGGGAGGUGCUAAGCCUGGACGCAGUUGCUGGCGUGAGUCAGGAAGUGGCUGGCUUACGUGACAAGCUUCAGCUCCUCGAGAGUUUGGCGCAUGCUGUGGCUUUCUAUCUCUUGAUGCCUUAUUUUCUAGGUGCUUUGCACUUCAAGCCAGAGGCAACACUUGACCGCCGCAAGCGCAACCGCAAGGCCGCGGGAGAUGGAGAGCAGGGCGAAGAACCGUGCCGCAAGAGGAAGGUGAAGGACAAGGAGCCAGCGGCUUGGGGGCAGCUGGGUGGUUCUGAUAGUGUUCUUGCUGUUGCAACUGAACAAGUACCGUCUGAGCCUUCAACCCUCUUGGAACAGGAAGCGCGUGACGACAAGCAUGCCCCCAAGGUGCUUGCUAUGUCGAAGGGCAUCAAGCAGGAUGAAGAGCCAAAACGUCGCCCCACAGAGCGGCUGCUACCUCUCGAGGAGGCUGGGGAUGACUCCAAGGCAGUCAUGGGCAAGCAGCAGCAAGAAAAACCCAGCAGGGCGCAUCUUCUCCUUGUGGAGGAUGUUGAAGAAAUGCAAAUGGAUAGCAUGGAGAUGGGUAAAGCGUCUUCUGAGGUAGUGGCAUUAGAGGUGGAAACUACAGUUUUGAGCAAGGAGAAGAAGUUGGGCCCUCUGGUCGACCUACGGCGCAGGGUGGACAACGAGGAACACGGAUACAAUCUACUGCGUUACGCCUAUGCGACAGGUUGUGACGUCAAGACUUACACAAAGUAAGGCGAGUUUUUUACUCAGAGGUAGCGCUAGCAGCUUUGUAGAUGCAUCGUAGUUAGUCGUGUGUGGUCUCAUUUUUAUCUAUGUAUAAUUCAGCAAGCCUGACAAUUUGUGACCUUGGUCUUUCUGACGGCAAAAAUGCCACUAUUAAUAGUCUUCUAAUACUAAUGGAGUACGAUGACUCCCGACAAGUGGGCCCACAAUGCGCCGUGGAUACUUUUCGGAAACGAGCUCCAUUUCGUGAAAAACUUGAAGCCGCUGACAAACGCAGUCGAGGCGGAUCUCUGGAAUGCAGACGAAGAGAACGACGCCUGGCACCAGGCUGGCGAGGCCUUCGAUGUUAAGUGUCGCUGUUUUGAUUUGAUAGCAUUUCAUUGGCUUUAUUUUGUAGUCUUGCUGUUGGUGUAAUUUUAGCGCUGUGUUGUAUUGCGUAAGCCAAAUAAUAUCUCCACUCCUCGAAGUUGAUGUUGUAAGUUAGUUAGGAUUCAUACUCAACAAAACAAGAAGAAGAACUCAAUAUACUCUAAGUCGCAUGCUGUGGAUGAAAACGACGGCGCAGCGGUAGACGUGGUUUCUGAAGAUGAUGCCGAGAAAGUCGCGGCGCCGAAAACAAGCGGUGCCGAGCACGAGGCCGAAAAGAACGGCGUCUAAUGAACUUUUGCGAUUGUGUAAAAGGUUCUUCUAUUCACUCCAAUCAUGUCUUCUAUAAUCUGACUAAUAGUCCAGGUCCACUGAAUAUUCGCAAUCACAACUAAGUAACUCAAAAUAUUGAUCAUGAUUAUCUAUCAGGUGUUGACAUGGCCAACAUACUCAAGUCGCUCAGUCUUUGAACCACCAGUACUCUUCAAUAUUACCUUUUUACAACGACAACGGACUUAAUCCAUACUGACUCUUACCGAAGUAUCGGAAAACGAUGCGCUUACUACAUUUUUUUGUUCCUCAUCCUCGUUCCAAAUAGAUUCCUCUCCUUAUAUAUAAUACAGUCUGCAUCUACUAUCAAUCUUGUCAUGGAUUGCUCCCCUGUUGUAGUAAUAGUAUUUUUACGAAAAAAAAAUAACGAUGCGGAACAAAGAUCGCUGAUGUCGUCGCGCAAUCUUUCUCUUUGCGUUUGCUUUUACCUAGAACUUUGUAAUAUCAAAAUAUGGAUGAAAAAGAAGAACUCUUUUCGAACUCGAUGCUCUGACCCACUAAUAUCUAAAUACACUGAUAAAAGACAGGCAACUCGACACUAAAACCCCGCCAACACAAAUUUUUUGAAAAUGAAAAAGAAACAUUCCACUCAUCAAUCAUCUAGAUCUAGUAUUUUACUUCAUCAUGAUUCUUCGUUCUUCUACAGCGACGAGCAUCAUAUGAAUAUUAUAUUUGAUUUGAUUGUGUCCCCAGAAAUCAAUGGAUUCCUUAGGAAAGAGCCGACAACCCUGACUGCUCCAUAUAUCACUGCUCCCAUUAAUUAUCUUCGACCUCACCCCCUUAUAUCUUCCGACUGUUUAGCUUUAGAUGCAAACGAUUUCGCUACCUCAUUUCGCACUGUAGUAGGAAACUUUGAAGAAAUAUAUUUAAGCCAUCUGAUAGAAGGCAGUGCUGAGCCAGGACGUCGCGCCUUCAAGUUCAU